This is a messenger RNA of Penicillium pulvis, 873 nucleotides long. RefSeq lists its product as uncharacterized. Lineage: Eukaryota; Fungi; Ascomycota; Eurotiomycetes; Eurotiales; Aspergillaceae. The record is from RefSeq and is a predicted model, not a curated record. The coding region runs from base 37 to 873 and encodes 278 amino acids. The transcript has 2 exons.
AUUGCUCUUCGCAACUUUCACAUACAAGACUUCACCAUGUCAAGACUCUCCAGCAGCCUAAAAGCAUUGAUCAAUGCUCCUGCCGCCAGGCCGCACACUGUGCCUGCGCCCGCCAAUAUUGCCUCGGUCUACUCUAAGAUCCAACAAACGGCCCAGGCCCAGCAACUUUCACAGCCGUCAUGGAUCGCGCUGUCGACCGCUGCCACUUUGACCAUGAACUCCCCCGAAUCCCUCGCCGUCCUCUAUCAGCUCGCCUCUUCCACAUCCAAUAAUGUCGAAACCGCCGAGCUCAUGCGCGAGGUGGGACUGAAGUGUAUCAGCUUCAACGGAAUUCCACGAACGAUCAACUGUUUGAAUGCCUUUAGGGCUAGUCUCCCGGAGGCUGUCGGUAAUCAGCUAUCGCGCACCCCUACCCGCGCUCCCACACCAGCAAACAUCACCGAGAUCAGCGAGCGCGGCCGAGCACUCUGGGACUCGAUCUACCGACCCUUCGAGAACAAAUUAUACAAUAAGCUUGCCGAAUCGCACCCCGAUCUUCCCGUCCAUAUCAUGCAUAGUAAUUAUGGUGCCCUCCUCUCCGACCCCACACGAUCUACCGGUGCCUCGGCCGGUCGCGUGUUGACCUCCAUCGUGGCCGUGUCUUGUCUGCGCGCACAAACGGGUGUCGGUCCUCAAGUGCUUUCUCAUGUAUUUGGACUUCGGAAGGCAUUGGAGGAUGGAAGUUGGGCUAGUGAUGUUGAGAGCGAGGAAGGUGCCCGUUGGUUGGCCAGUGAUGAAGGUAAUACCUGGAUCCUGAACAGUGUAGAUGCGAUCGUCGAGGCCAUUAGCAAGGGUACUGGCUCAAACUUUGCGCCUGGCAAGGCUAAGCUAUGA